Molecule: messenger RNA, 1407 nt
Organism: Magnusiomyces paraingens
Lineage: Eukaryota; Fungi; Ascomycota; Dipodascomycetes; Dipodascales; Dipodascaceae
Exons: 2
Coding region: 1-1407 (468 amino acids)
Biological process (GO): DNA replication, synthesis of primer
Cellular component (GO): alpha DNA polymerase:primase complex
Source: RefSeq, a predicted model, not a curated record
AUGCCAAACCUUGAACCAGAAUCGCCCCCCAAAGCUGUAGAGUCUUCUGAAAAAUCAUCACAAGAAGAUCUCGAUGAACUUGAUGAACUCGACGAACUUAACGAUGCUGAGCUUGGUGAACUCAACCAGUCUCUCUUUGGCAAAGAGCCAGCAAAUGACUCGCGAUUAACUCCAGAAAUGAUGCUCCAGUUUUACCAGCACUUUUUCCCCUACCGUCUCUUUUUCCAAUGGCUUAACCAGGGCCUGACUCCCUCCACAUCUUUCCGCCAUAGAGAAAUCGCCUUCACAUUAUCCAAUGACGCUUACUUGCGCUACCAAUCUUUCCCCACCGCAGAAGCUUUCCGCCGAGAAGUUCUACGCUUAAAUCCUGCUCGUUUCGAAGUGGGCCCUGUGUAUUCUGCAGAUCCCAAAGACCGCAAACUUCUCGACAAGUCUCAGUUCCGGCCACUACGCAAGGAACUUGUUUUCGAUAUCGAUUUGACCGACUAUGACGAUGUGCGUACAUGCUGCACAGGCAAAGACAUUUGUUCCAAAUGCUGGCGGUUUGUUACUGCUGCAAUCAAAAUCAUGGACUCCAGUCUGCGCUCCGAUUUCGGGUUCCAACACAUUUUAUGGGUCUAUUCAGGCCGCCGUGGUGCGCACGCUUGGGUUUGCGAUAAACGUGCCAUGGCAAUGGACGAUUCACGCCGUAGUGCUGUGGCUGGGUACCUCCAGUUACGACGGAAAGGCGAUGCGUCAUCAGACGGACUUUUGAAACGGCCGCUGCAUCCACAACUGAUGGCAGCACUUGGGGUAUUACAACAAACAUUCAAGCAAGACAUUUUGGUAGACCAAGACCCGUGGGGGUCGCGGCCUGGAGGCAGCGAGACGUUGUUAAAACGGUUAAGGUGUGGUGCGGCGUUGGAGACAGAGUUGCGAAGCAUGUGGGCUAAGGAAUCCAAGGACGAAGAUGAUGAAAAGACGAGUGUAGAUCGGUGGGAUGAUAUUGAUGUGGCGAUUCAACAUAUGGAUAAGGGCAGUGUGAAUCCACGGCGAGUCCGCGACGCCAAGGUGGACUUGAUUUUAGAAACAAUGUACCCACGGUUAGAUGUGGAAGUGUCGCGACAUUUGAACCAUUUGCUUAAGAGUCCGUUUUGUGUACAUCCGGCUACGGGUCGCGUGUGUGUUCCGAUAGACAUUGAGCAUGUGGAUGAGUUUGAUCCGUUGCAUGUACCCACUGUUUCUCAGCUGCUUGAUGAGCUGGAUGCUUGGAAAGACGAUAACGAAGAUGAGACGACGAGAUUAUCAGACGCAGAGAAAACAUCUUUAGGACCUUAUGUCAAGAUUUUUAAGGACUUUGCCAGCAGGCUGACGAACGAGGGAUUACACGAAAAGCGACAAAGAGAAGAAGGAUCCAUGGACUUUUAA